This is a messenger RNA of Morus notabilis, 1860 nucleotides long. Its product is annotated as molybdate-anion transporter. Gene Ontology annotation, biological process: molybdate ion transport. Gene Ontology annotation, cellular component: membrane. The record is from RefSeq and is a predicted model, not a curated record. The coding region runs from base 278 to 1648 and encodes 456 amino acids. Gene Ontology annotation, molecular function: molybdate ion transmembrane transporter activity. The transcript has 10 exons. Lineage: Eukaryota; Viridiplantae; Streptophyta; Magnoliopsida; Rosales; Moraceae.
UUGAGUAUAACACAGAGUCAGAAACUGGGAGAAAAGCAAAACGACGUCGCAGCAUCUCACGUCCGUCCGUCCUCUGACCCGCGCUUGCAUAUAACUGCAUUUGGCGGCGGAUCCACAAGUCCGUAAAUCGGCAGAUCCGAAAAGCGCUUUGGAUCCGACGCGGUUUCGGACCCGUUUUCUUUCUCGCAGCGACAUGUUCCUUCAAAUGACUCGCGAUCUACAACUUCUCUCAGAUCCGAACCUCUGAAUUUCACUUUCUCAGAGAGAGAGGGCAUCAAUGCCGGUGGUUAUCGAGAGCUCCGUUUGGGAACCGAAUCCAUGGCUGUUCAUACUCAUAUUCUUGGCUUGUUUCCUCUCGAUUCUUCUACUCCCUUACUUCUCCAAGAAGCACAUCGUUAGCAGCGGCAAAUCUCCCGCCAUCUUCGACCUCGGAAUCGCUUCCGCUUCCUUUCUCCGUUUCCAGAGGAACUUUCUUAUCAUUUACUUUCUCGCUUCAGUUCUGGAAGGAUUGGACUUCGCUUUCGGUGAGUUUGAGUUUGCUCAUUACGGCGUAAGCAGAGAGCAGAUAUUGUUAUCGAUCUUUGUUGGACACGCAUCUUCUCUGUUCUUUGGUACUUUCAUAGGAGCAUUUUCCGAUUUAAUAGGUCAAAAGAAAUUUUGUGUGAUCUUUUGCAUCCUCCACCUUUUUGUCGGCCUAUGGAAGAGAUUUAUCGCACAUCCAAGUAUUAUAGUGGGUAGCAUCUGUUUGUCACUCUCUGCUUCGGUAUUUUCAUUCAGUUUUGAGACAUGGAUGGUAGUUCAGCAUGAAAAGCAAGGGCACAGAAGAGAUACAUUGAAUGACAUAUAUUGGUUGAUGAGUUUCUUUGAGGCUGCCUCUAUAAUCCAAAGUCAAGUCCUUUCAAAUUGGCUCAUUGGUGAUAAUGUGGAACAGAACAUUUCAUCUCCUCACAUGGCAACUGUCUUCUUUGCGAUGUUGGGGAUCAUUUGUAUCUCUAAAAUAUGGGCAGAAGUCCCUCAGAAAACAGUGUUUAAGGAGUAUAAGGUGUCUUUCCAAACGCAUAUUUUUGGUGAUAAAAAGAUAUGGUUAUUGGCAUGGGUGCAAGCUUGCCUUCACUUUUCUGUUGCAGUCUUCUGGAUUCUUUGGGCCCCAACUGUGGUGGCUGAUGGGCGAGAAGUACAUUUAGGCAUGAUAUAUCCAUGUCUUUUUGGCUCAAGAAUGCUAGGAAGCACAAUAUUCCCAUGGCUGAUUGACAGACUAUCAUCGCGUAGAACUGAGGAUUACUUGGUAUAUGCAUUUGGUAUACAGGGGCUGGUAUUAUUCAUCAUUGCUUAUGAUUAUCAGGAAAUUGUAGUUCUAGUGACGCUAUUUUGCUUAUUUCAAGCUUCUGUUGGCCUGAUUUUGCCUUCACUUGUGAAAUUAAGGACCAUGUAUGUGCCGAAUGAGUUGCGUGGUGGGAUGACAAGCCUUUCUCAAGCCCCUGCACAUGCAGCAAUUUUGUUUUUUAUGGUGCAGGGAGGCUAUUAUCGGAACAUUGGGAAUGCUGCAAUCCUGGCAAUUGCUGCUCUUGGGCUGUUUACAGCGGCUGGUUGCAUGCAUGUGCUAAAACGGUGGGGAAAGCAACCCUAUCAAAACGGGCACAAGCUAUGAUUUCAUGAAAAUUUUUUGCCAAAAUUGGUGAAUUUUGAAUGGCUAUCAUCAUUCCUUGAUUGACGAAAAGAAAAAUUCUCAGAAAAUAAUAGAUCAAAUACCAUUUGACAUCCCACGAGCAUCAAAAGAGUUUUUCGGGCUAUGUAGAUAAUUCAGCUGGCAAGUCCGGAAAAAAUGCAAACAUGUCCAUCCGUCAUCAAGAUUUGGGUCCG